AUUCAAUCACAUCCAACUUCUUAACAAAAAAUUCAAAACAAACAGAGUCCCUUCUCCCAUCUCACCAUUUCUGGUAACAAAAAUCUCAUCAUCUCAUGGCAAAACUCAGAACCCCUUUGAGCUCAACCCAAGCAACAUCCUACCUUCUGUUCAUCAUGCUCACAAUAGCACUCACCACCAGCUCAGCAGCCCGAUUCCUCGUCGAUGAACAGCCUGCUGACUCGUCAUCAUCCCCAUUGCCAGCAGCACCCAUACCACCACCCACCACCACACAAACCACCUCUGCAUCCCCUGCAACCACCACCACCACCACCACCACAGGUGGUUCCAGUGGUGGAGGCGCCAUUGACCCUGACCACACAUUGACCUUCUUCAUGCACGACAUCCUCGGCGGAUCGAACCCAACCACAAGAGCCGUGACAGGAGUGGUCAACAACCCUGCAAUCAACGGCCAAGUCCCCUUCGCCAAGCCCAACGGCGCAGUCCUCCCGGUCAACAACGGCGUCCAGCAGAACAACAACAACAAUGGAGUCAUCAACAACAACAACCUCCCCUUCCUCACUGGUCUCGGCGGCACAGCGUCAGCAAACGUGAUGCAGAACAACAACAACAACAAUGGCAACAAUUUCAACAACUUCCCAGUAGGCAACGGUGGCCAGCUCCCCACGGGUUCGGCCCUCGAACAGCUCAUGUUCGGGACCAUCAACGUGAUCGACGACGAGUUGACCGAAGGGCACGAAUUGGGUUCGCAGCUGCUGGGGAAAGCUCAGGGCUACUACGUGGCUAGCUCGCUGGACGGGACGAGCCAGGCCAUGGCGUUCACUGCUAUGUUCCAGAGCGGGCAUUAUGAGGACAGCCUCAACUUCUUUGGCGUCCACAGGUCUGGGGUUUCCGAGUCUCAGCUUGCUGUGAUGGGUGGAACUGGCAAGUAUGUGAACGCUAAAGGGCAUGCGGUUGUGAAGACGAUUCCAGUUGGUCCUGGGAAUCAUGAGACCGAUGGGAUCGAGACUUUGCUCGAGUUUGCUGUUUAUGUGAUCUACUGAUGGAUUGAUUGGUGAUUUGGGUUUGUUUGUGUGAAGGGAUUUGAGGGUUUGGGUUGUGGUGGGAAAAAGAUGUGUAUGCUUGUAUGUUUACUUUUGUUGUGUUUGAUUUGGUUUGUUGCUACCGGAGAAUCAAUGACAAUACGAGUUCCACUUUCCUAUCCAAUCAGUCUGACCCUUGAACUACUGGGAAUCGGUUGGAAUCGCCAAAGCCAUGUCCUGCAAAGAAUGGAUAUGAGCUGGGUUCAAGCCAGGAGGUACACAGUAGAAAGUUGCAGUAAAUUUGACGUGGAAGAAGAGGCGCGGCCAGGGUAUGCAGUUAGUGUUUGAUUGUACAUUUAAGGAUAGGAAUAUAUGAGAGUGGGAAAGGGGGUUGGAAAUAGUACCACAUCGACUGGAAGAGGAAGUUUGGAAUGAGAAAGCGAGUAUAAGUAAGGAGUUGGGUGCUACGGAUCAACAUACUUACCUGGACGGGAUCAACGGGCGAUCAAUAAGGCUUGUGGUCUAGGCCAGUGACCUCCAUUGCACUUUACGGAGGGGCGCUGGGCUAAGGUCUCCCCAAUGAGGGAGAGCCUACGUCAUAAUUUGUGGCAGCGGGGGCCUGCGUUCGCGCGGCCCCUACCCAAUUUUUAGUUAAAAAUAUAUUUGGGCUCGGCCUUGUUGGAAGUCUGGGCCCAACGCAGCUCCUACCCAAUUUUGAAUUAAACAAUUUGGGCUUUGGAUGAUUACAAUACAAUUCAUCCGCCCCAGUUUUUUUUCCUACUAAUGUAAUACAAUAAUUUUCUUGCGUCAUUAUAGGUAUACAUUUUUGAACAGCCAGAAAUAUUAUCAAGCUCAUGGUGUGGAGUGGAGAUGAACUGAACUCUACCCCCUCGAAAUUUACUGUUCACUUUUAGAACUGCAAUUCCUGCAUUCACCUCACUUCCACUGCACAAAGGAAACGAGGACAUGUGUAUACCCGAUGUAUAAGCAGAAUACCAAACAAGGUUUCAUAAUCGACAAAUGUACUAUAGUCUAGCUUCUCAUAGAACUAUCGAGGGCUGACUCUCCUACCAAAGAAACUACAAGAAAGGGGGAAGCAAUGUCAUCUUUAACUUUCUAUGUAGUAGAAAAUGUCAACAUGAACUCACCAAAUCUAUCAAAAUUCAAAACCCGUUUGACCUAUAUAUCGAUGGGUAGGUGGGUUAAUGAGUCGGGUCGAUGCUUGAUGGGUUUCUGAAAAAUUACUAUGCAUCGAGGUCUCUCGUCUUUAAAAAAAGUAUGCAUUAUGCUAAAAUAUUUGAUGCCUAGUACCUAAAGUUUGGUUUUGCCGGGUCUAUACUAACUUCAGUUUUACAAUUUGAAACCGUUCUAUGGAGCAUGUGUUAGUCAUUGGUAAGAAAUUAACAUAUUUGCAUUCUCUAAUACGAUUUCGAAUCAAUAUAUAGUGGUGUAGACUAUGAAGAUGAAAUCUCCGAUGGAAUCAAUUCACCAGUAACACCAAUGGUCGAGAACAAUAACAAGAAAACCGACUACUUUCAAUUUCAAGACUGUUUGAUUCAAGACAUACAAUAUAAUAUAAUGCAAAGUUGUAGGUUAUUUUCUCUAACUAAGCCACUUAGCAUGAAAAUAAUGAUAGCUGAGGAAAGAAACUCUAAGCUAGAGAAAUUUAUUCCCUCAACUAUCACUACUUUGACGCUGCUAAGUGAUUUCUAAAAGGAAGCCUUAACUUUGCAUUAUACUGCAAGCCUCGAAUUAAAAGUCUUGAAUGAAGUUGGUCUAGUUGUUGCUGAUCUCGGCCACUGGUGCUACUGGUGUAUUGAUCCCGUUGGAGUUGUCAUCCUUGCAAUCUACACAAUUGUAAUCGGGUUUGUAACCGUACUAGAAAAUACAAGUUGGUUAUUUUAUCAUCAAUAACUAUUGCAUGGUCCAUAAAUGGUUCAAAUUGUAAAAGUGGCAAAUAUAUGAAACUCUAGGUACUACUCAUCAAAUAUUCCGUGCAAAGUAUACUUCUAUUUAACGAUGAGAGAUCUAAAGUCGUAUUAAUUUUUCAAAUACCCAUAAAGCAUCAACCCAUCUCAUUAACCCACAUAAGGGUUAGGUUGGUGUGUUCAUAUUGAUACUUUGCAAUACUUCAAAAAGUUAAAUCUGACCUUACUUCCAAAUUUUUGCAAGUUUUUUGGCAGCCAAUUCUCCCAAAGUUCUAUUAUAAGAAACUAAUAUAAUUCUGUGACAUUAUCAUCCACAAGUCAAAAGAGUGGAGACCAUUCGAGCAUACAUCUUUUAUGUCAUCUACUUUGUUGAGGUUAGUUAGAUUGAUGGGGCAUACAGAUCGAUGUUUAUUUUUCCCCAAGAAAUUGGUGGUGAGCAAUGAUAUUUGGUUUGACAGGUUGAUAACGAGUUGGUGGAAGACAUGUUGUUGAAAGAAACUCAUUAAGUUCACAAAUAGUUGUAAACAUAGAGUGAAGUACUACCAGAAUUUGAGCCGGAGUUUAUACAUCUCGAUUAUGAGUGUACUUACAAGCCAAAGUACAUUAUUCUUAGUAGGAUUUCAUACGAACUAGAUUUUGGUCGGUUAUAAACAUAUGAGUUUAUGAUAAUCUUUUGCUAGGAACUAGGGUGGAUUGGCUCUUUUUUAUCCCCCCAUUAUAUCAGAUAUACAAAUAACAUUUUGAUAUAUUUGUAAAAUUUUAUGUAUUGUGACUUGUGAGCAUAGAAAAUAUAUUCUUCUACUAAAAUGAUAUUUUCAUCAAACUCUUCGACCAAUUUGAAGUUAUUUCUAAACUCGACUGCUAAUUAAAUUCUAAAUUACUUUAAAUUUAAGUGUCAACCUAUAACUUUCUAAAAAUAAUUUGUGUGUUGGGUUAAAAAAAAUUCUCGUCCAUGGGUUGUUUCAGUAAAUGAUUUUUUCUUAC
Linum trigynum is the source of this 3934-nucleotide messenger RNA. NCBI's taxonomy places the organism in Eukaryota, Viridiplantae, Streptophyta, Magnoliopsida, Malpighiales, Linaceae. The record is from the annotation of a GenBank genome assembly.